This is a messenger RNA of Diaporthe citri, 2994 nucleotides long. RefSeq lists its product as uncharacterized. Bases 1 to 2994 code for a protein of 997 amino acids. Gene Ontology annotation, biological process: secondary metabolite biosynthetic process; fatty acid biosynthetic process. Gene Ontology annotation, molecular function: fatty acid synthase activity. NCBI's taxonomy places the organism in Eukaryota, Fungi, Ascomycota, Sordariomycetes, Diaporthales, Diaporthaceae. The transcript has 2 exons. The record is from RefSeq and is a predicted model, not a curated record.
AUGGCGGCGGACUUGGGGGAUGCCACCGGGCGUUUCCCUUACCAUGACCAUCCUCGCAGCAAUGGCAAAUCUGUCUUCACCGGAAAUAUCUUGAAGGAUGUGUCCAGUUUUGACAAUCGGUUUUUCCGCAAGUCAGGUCGCGAGGCGGCUUCAAUGGACCCUCAACAACGGAUCCUGCUUGAAGUUGCGUACCAGGCGCUAGAAUCAUCGGGAUAUUUCACACCAAACUCAACUCCAAGGGAGUCAAACGUCGGUUGCUUUGUGGGCAUUAGCUCCUGUGAUUAUGUCGAUAAUGUGGCCAGUCACCCUCCCAACGCCUUCUCUGCCACGGGAAUGCUGCGAGCUUUUCCCAGCGGCGAUAUCAGCCAUUUCUUUGGCUUUACUGGUCCUUCGAUUACAUUUGACACGGAUUGCUCUUCUUCAGCCGUUGCUAUCGAUGCCGCUUCCAAGGCACUUCUAGCUGGCGACUGUAUUAGUGCUCUAGCUGGCGGUGUGAACAUCUUCUCGAGUCCACAUCUCUAUCAGAACUUGGCUGCCGCCUCAUUUCUCAGUCCGGAUGGGGUGACCAAAUCUUUUGAUGCGAGUGCCAAUGGAUACUGCCGCGGAGAGGGUGCUGGACUAGUGGUCUUGAAAUUACAUUCGCAGGCAGUCGUCGAUGGCGAUGCGAUCCUUGGUACAAUACUUGCAACAUCCAUCAGACAGAGCAGCAACACAGUCCCAAUCACGGUGCCACAUAGUCCCUCGCAGAUCGAACUAUACCACGGCGUCUUGAGGAAAGCAGGAGUUUCUGCACAAGACGUCACAUAUCUAGAGGCUCACGGAACUGGAACACCUAUUGGCGAUCCUCGAAAAUUCGCGGGCAUCAAAAAAAUCUUCGGUAGUAGGGACCGACAAUCAACUCUAUUCUUUGCAUCGCUGAAAGGAAAUAUCGGACACACCGAAGGAGCCUCUGGAGUUGCUGGGCUGAUCAAAGUCCUUCUCAUGAUGCAAAAGCGUGCUAUUCUUCGACAGACAAACUACCACAUUACUAACCCAAAGAUCAACUUGAUUGAAGGACAAAUUCAGAUCCCUACGCAGACUGAGGCCUGGCAUGUUGCUCAUCCCACGGCAUGUAUUAGCAACUAUGGCGCUGCCGGUAGCAUUGCAGCGAUGGUGGUCAGAGGGCCUGAUCUCUCGCGAUCAGAGGACCAAAUCCCAAAGAGAAAUCUACUGUCAAAAUGCCCAGUCGUGGUAACCGCCAAUAGCUCCAAGAGUUUCAGCGAGAACUGCGCCAAGUUGCGACAAUUAUUGCCAAUGAUAAUGCAAUCCACAGAAGCUCUCACUCUGGCAGACACCGCGUUCAACAUUUGCGACAGACAAAACAGAUCUCUGCCUCACAUUUUCGCGACGACCGUUUCCAGUAUCACAGAAUUGGACCAAGAGCUCCUCAUUACAGAAUCACAUCACGCUACUCUUCCUGAUCAAACAAAUAAUGUCAAUUCCAGACCAAAACCACUAGAUUUGGUCUUGGUCUUUGGCGGCCAGUCGAGUCGCCAACUAGCACUCAGUCGCAACGCCUACCAUUCAUCAGCUCUUUUGCAAAAAUAUCUUGACCAGUGCAACGAUGCUCUUGUACAAUUCGGAUACGAGAAAGGGUUGUACCCGGGCCUGUUCGACUCUACGCCAACAGAUGAUAUUGUGUCGUUCCAGACAAAACAAUUCUCUUUGCAAUACGCCUGUGCGCGGGCAUGGAUUGACUGUGGCCUGGAUGUGCAGUGUGUGAUCGGCCACUUAUUCGGCCAGCUUGUCGCAUUGACAGUAGCGGGUGUGCUUUCGCUCGUCGACGGGCUGAGAUUCGUCUACGGUCGGGCUGUCCUUAUGCGGGAUGGCUGGGGUCCGGAGAGAGGGUUAAUGAUUGCUUUAAAUGCUGACUUGGGAAUCAUCACGAGACUACUGUCAUCGGUGAAAAGGACAGACCCAUCGUCGCGUCUUGAGGUGGCGUGCUAUAACGGUCCCAGUAGCCAUGUCUUGGUCGGAUCAGUGUCUGAAGUCAACACAUUGAUUGAUGUGAUCAAGAGCACCGCAUCAAUCAAGUACAAGGUCCUCGAUGUGACACAUGGAUUCCACUCACGAUUCUGCGGCUCGAUUCACGUUGACUUGGAAAAGCUGGCCUCCAGCCUCACAUUCAAUCAACCGAAGAUCCCCCUCGAAACUUGCUCGAGAUUUGAGAGUUGGAGUGAGAUCACGGCCAAACAUAUUGCGAGCCAUACCAGAGAUCCAGUCUACUUCGGGGAGGCCGUCAAGCGUGUCGAGGCGCGUUAUGGAACGUGCACUUGGUUAGAAGCUGGUUCGGAUUCUUCCGUAACCUCUAUGGUCCGCAGAGGACUCACCGACAGGGAUCACAAAGGACACUUCUACUACCCUGUGGAUCUUAGUCGAGACGACGCGAUGGAUACAUUGGCAGAUACGACGGCGAGCUUGUGGAAGCGCGGUCACAGCGUCCAGUUCUGGCCCUUCCACCGGGCUCAACGACAGAGCUACAAUCAUAUCAACUUGCCACCAUAUAAAUUUGAGAAAAGGGACCACUGGCUCGACUUCAACCUCGCGUCUCAACAAAAUGUGCCGGAAAGCCCAUCGGUUGAUCGAGCGUCUUGCAACAAGCCUGAUCCAGUGCUGAUAGCUUUCUCUGGGUUUGAGGACGCACACAAACGACACGCCGUCUUCACCAUCGAUACACGAUGUGGUCAGUGGAAGACACUGGUCCUGGGCCACGCAGUCCUAGAGCAGCCAGUAUGUCCCGCGUCGUUGUACGUUGAACUCGCUCAGCGCGCAGCCAAGUGUCUCGCCGAGGACAGAAAGAUGCCACCAGUCGCCUUUUCUCGCUUCAGUAGGCUUGAGAUCGUCUCACCAUUGGGGCUGAAUCACAACGAGGACGUCCCGCUCAAGGUGUCACAAUCUGACCAGGCAGGCCUCAGGUGGCAUUUCGAAUUUCAUGCCGGCAAAAGAAAUUUAUAA